Cryptotermes secundus is the source of this 444-nucleotide messenger RNA. Its product is annotated as dihydrofolate reductase-like. Gene Ontology annotation, molecular function: dihydrofolate reductase activity; NADP binding. Gene Ontology annotation, cellular component: mitochondrion. Gene Ontology annotation, biological process: folic acid metabolic process; dihydrofolate metabolic process; glycine biosynthetic process. Bases 110 to 418 code for a protein of 102 amino acids. The transcript is spliced from 2 exons. NCBI's taxonomy places the organism in Eukaryota, Metazoa, Arthropoda, Insecta, Blattodea, Kalotermitidae. The record is from RefSeq and is a predicted model, not a curated record.
UUUUCAGUCUCCAAUCACAUCGUUUGUCGCUUUAUGCGAGAAGUUGUAACUUCUACAUUUCUACAUCAUGCGAUAGGUGUCACAAUCGAUCACAAUCGUCACAACGUUCAUGGUUCACAAUGGUUAUGAGGGUUAUGAGAAACCAGUCAUGGAAACAUCAAGGUUGAAAAUGAGUUUUAAACUGAAUCUGAUUGUAGCAGUUAGUGAAAAUAUGGGUAUCGGUAUAAAUGGGGAUUUGCCCUGGAGAUUAAGAAAAGAGAUGGCACACUUUUCACGAAUGACCAAGUGCACAAAGGAUUCCACCAAACAGAAUGCAGUGAUAAUGGGGAGAAAGACAUGGGAGUCAAUUCCAGAAAAGAAGCGACCCCUUGAAGGACGGAUCAACCUUGUACUGUCACGACAAAAUCUGUAUGUAUAGAAAGUGCGCUACAAACUAAGUUCUUC